Alternaria conjuncta is the source of this 849-nucleotide messenger RNA. RefSeq lists its product as uncharacterized. The coding region runs from base 1 to 849 and encodes 282 amino acids. The record is from RefSeq and is a predicted model, not a curated record. Lineage: Eukaryota; Fungi; Ascomycota; Dothideomycetes; Pleosporales; Pleosporaceae. Gene Ontology annotation, molecular function: protein binding. The transcript is spliced from 3 exons.
AUGUCGCUCCCCUCCAAUGAUGAAAAGGCCGCGAAUACCGCUGAUGCUGCCGCUGCUACCGAAGGUGUCUUGAGCCUCCCCUUUGAGGUGUUUGGCGAGAUCGGUCUUCAUCUCAGCGUCACGGACCUCAACGAGAUGCGUCUUGUCAACAAGCGCAUGAAGGAGGCUGUGGCAUUCCCAUACGGUAAGAAGAUUUUUGUUACUGAGAACAUCGUUAUCUUUCCUACGUUUGCAAGCGUUUCAGCGUUCUUGAUUGGGCUUGGGUUGGAUGGUGCGUAUCCUGGGACGGUUCGAACAAUCACCUUGGUUGGCGAGGGACCGACAACCCCGGAGCUCGGCUACAACUACUCUUGGGAAAAUCUCCACAUUCUCAAGUUCCCCGGCAUGCCAGAGCCGACCGAAGACCAGUUGUAUGAGGAUGAAGAGAUCUUGGAGUUCGCCAAUGAUGAGCACAAACACUGGAGCCGGAUCAACGAGUCAUUCUGUCACACUGGCGCAUACCGUACCAUGCUCAGCCUUGUACUCGCCAAGCUUCCCAACUUGAGGACGAUUCAGGUUCGCAAGCUGUACCCCGGCGAGCAUAUCCCUGGUUGGGCCGGGCCGGAGGCUUUGGCGAAGAUGUCGUCGUACCAUCCAUGGACUCCAGUCAACGAGAUAUACUAUGGUGAUUGGAAGUACGAUGAGGUACACAAGCGGGUCACGAUGUGGAUAGACGAGUACGGUGAAGAGAUGGAGGAGGACGAUGCUGGCCCUCAGGCUGGCUUUGAGCAGGAUCUGUUCGCUGCCAUGGCACUGUCUGGCACUCAGGCUCAGGUCUUCGAGAUGCAUAAGGAGUUGAAGUUGGUCUGA